Trichomycterus rosablanca is the source of this 1383-nucleotide messenger RNA. It is a transcript of the gene noxo1b, whose product is annotated as NADPH oxidase organizer 1b. Gene Ontology annotation, cellular component: cytoplasm. Gene Ontology annotation, biological process: superoxide anion generation. Bases 1 to 1383 code for a protein of 460 amino acids. Gene Ontology annotation, molecular function: phosphatidylinositol binding; superoxide-generating NADPH oxidase activator activity; protein binding. NCBI's taxonomy places the organism in Eukaryota, Metazoa, Chordata, Actinopteri, Siluriformes, Trichomycteridae. The transcript is spliced from 8 exons. The record is from RefSeq and is a predicted model, not a curated record.
AUGGGUGAUCCUCGCUAUCCUCUGCACAUCAAGAUUAUUGGAAUACUGUACAAGGACAACUGCAAAUUGUACAUGGCAUCAGUGAUCUGGUCUGAUCAGUCUGAAGUGAUAGUCUACAGAUCUCUCCGGGACUUCAAGCAGCUUCAUACGCAACUGAAGAAAAGAUUUCCAGUGGACCUGUUUAGCAGCCAGGGCAGAGUGCUGCCCAGAUUUGGAGGUGGGAUCAAAACACUGAACUUCCAGAAGAAAACUCCGGCUCAGUGUGUGCAUCGUGUAAAGGCUUUGGAGCGCUACUGCACUGAGCUGCUGAGCUGUGAGCCGAACAUCUCUCAGUGCACCGACCUGAUCCGCUUCUUUGUGCCCAACGAACAAGAGCUGCAUCCAGAGUUUGUGCACAACAGUGUGAUUAUUUUUCAGCCUGAAAACAGGAAUAACAGUGAGCCAGGAGAGGACUUGAACAAUAAGUGCUAUGAUGUUGGAAACGUGUCCCAGCCGUUUGUCCCCAAACUUUACCGAUGUGUGGCGACGUAUGAGACCAAGGACACAAAGAACAGAAUGUUUAAGGUUGCUGUGGAUGAAACGCUGGAGGUGAUCAUUAAAGACCAAGCAGGAUGGUGGCUGGUGGAGAACGAGGCAAAGCAGCUAGCCUGGUUUCCUGCUCCAUACCUAGAGUUGUGUGAGAAUGAGGAGGAGAAUGAGAAUGAACUGGAUUCAGUGGAUAAUCAAACAAAUCUCUACUGUGCUACAAGAAACAUCUCUUCUGAAUCGAAGGAUGAGCUCUCAGUGACCAUCGGUGCUGUGGUGGAGGUGCUGCAGAAGUCUGACAACGGCUGGUGGCUCGCUAGUUAUAAAGGAAAUACAGGCUAUGUGCCCUCCAUAUUCCUUCAUCCACACACCAACCCUUUGUUCGGCCUUCAGAGAAAGCUGCACAGCUCCACCCUUAACCUGUCCACCUUACCUACAUGUCUGUCUCAUCCCAGCCACAACCCUCAAAAGUUUUACUCUUUGGAGAUCCUCUCUAAGCUUUCAGACCUCAGCAGUCCAGUCCAGCAUGAUGAAUCGAGUCGAAAGAGCAGCUUCAGUGACGACACCGACUUCAGCUCCUGCUCCUCCUACUCUCUGGGUCUGAGUCUGUGUUUUUCUGAUGAAGAUGAGCACCAAAGUCUAGCAGAGAAGCAUCCAGAACAUGACAGUGGCUUGGGUGGGAGGAUGCAGAGCCUUGCUGAUUCUCAAACAAGCAGAUCAGCCAAACUGUAUCCAAGAGUGCCACCUCGUCCGUGUACCCAGGAGAUCCUCAGUCGGUGCACCACCUACACCCGCAAAGCAGCCCUGGCAACACAAGCUCGUCUUUUUCCUGAGAAGAGUGAGCUUAAAGUCCAUUAA